Bathycoccus prasinos is the source of this 1248-nucleotide messenger RNA. RefSeq lists its product with no specific name. NCBI's taxonomy places the organism in Eukaryota, Viridiplantae, Chlorophyta, Mamiellophyceae, Mamiellales, Bathycoccaceae. The record is from RefSeq and is a predicted model, not a curated record. The transcript has a single exon. The coding region runs from base 1 to 1248 and encodes 415 amino acids.
AUGCAAACAAGUCUUAAUCACAACAUAGCACCGAAGCAGUAUCAUAACAAUCGUUUAUAUGUACGUCAUCAUCGAUCGCGUCCACUGCGCUGCCGAUAUUCUUCGGAAACAACACCUCGCGGCGGCGAAAACGACGACGCAAUUAGGAUAACUGCUUGGGAGGAUUAUCAAGCGACGGAUCUUAUUCGGCUGGCCAACGAUGGAGAAGAAGAAGGAGAAGAAGAAGGAGAGAAAUACUACUUUGAAAUCGUGGAAAAGAUCGAUAAUUCUGGCGACGUUUCAUUCAUCGGUUAUAUCGACGGAAUUGAGUACCAACUGAACGUCUCGAAAACGGCCAAAGAAGCAAGACUCCACACUCGUGGUGGUGGUGGUGGUGGUGGACGAGAAGGAAAUUUUUCGUCUUCUUCCGUGCCGGAAGAGCUCCUCGCUUUCUGUCCCGAGUUUGAGAGUCUGCACAAAGAGCUAGUGACGGCAGGAAAGUAUCCGGUGUUGGAAGAGAUUCGACACAAACAAACGAUACAGGUAGACUGGGUCAAACACGAGAAGAUAACAGACUUGACAGCAUUGAAAACGAAAGCGUCUGAGAAUCCGGAUUUUUGGUCGUUGGGUACGACGCCAUCUCAACCACCGUUGACGGCAGUUGAGCGAUUAACAUUAAACGCGGGCGAAAUAUACGCGCUGCUUGCGGGUAAUCGUCCACUAGCGUUGAUUCAACUGUACGCACCGUUCGUCGAAGACGGGCAAGUACAACCAAUCGACUGCCCAUUCGUUAAGCGGGCUUUAAAAGAGUUGGUGACAACGACGCCGCAGAUUUUCUCGUGCGUAGCGUGUCGCAUUGAAGGUUCAACAGCUUUAAGCGCCGUAUUCUAUCCAAACAUAUCACCAAACAGGGAAAGAGCCGCACUUUUAGCUUCAUUUGGUGCGCAAGGCGCUUUGGUUGCGCAAUCGCCCUAUUACGGCGUCUUGAUAGGCGAAUGUCUUGGAUACACCCGAGAGAACAUAUAUCAUCACGUGAAAAAAACGUGUAACUUGCGCAGCGGUAUUUCUAAAGCCGUACUAGACCAAGUUGUACAUGAUUUACGCGAAUGUUCGCCGGUUGAUCCUCUUCAACGCUGGAGAAACGGAUACGAUGACGACGACGCGCUGAAAUUAGUUGCGAAUGGAAAUCCAAGAAAGCGCAGCAGGAAGAAGAAGAGAUUAUCUUCCUCGGUUGAAGCGUUAGAAGCAUUCCUCGGGAAGAAAAAAUGA